AGGUAGCCUAAUCUUCAAGUGCGCCAUCAUGUUGGCACAUCUCUUGCGAAUUCGGUCCACCCUCCGCGGCUUGAUCGUGUAAAGUCUCCUUUCGAGAAAGAUGUGAUAGAGCAGUUUCGCACUGGCCUUGUCGAAAACACCAGCCGCUGCCCACUCGCGACACCAGCGAGUGUGGUGUGCCCACGUCUCGCGCUCGACGCGGCCAGUGAAGCACCCCGAGCCGGCAGCCACUCAGUCUCUGAUAUCCAGAAACGGCCAGUCGCGUGGGGCGGCCCGCGAUCAGGACGGGGCAGAGACAGAGACGGUGGGGCCGGACAUGGACCGCAGAUUCCUCAUCGCGGUGGGCAGCAGUGAGAGGGAAGGACGAGGAGAUCAGCCACGAGCCUCGAGGCCACACUGUACGCUUUCGCGGUGGCAGCGAUGCGGGGCGCCGCGCGUCGCCGACUUCCGGCGCGAAUCAGGAUGCGAAGAGCUUGCAGAGCCGCAGGGGUGCGAGGCCUGCGCGCGCACCAGCUGGGUCGAAGCCUCAGAGCCUCAGAGCCCUUGAUGCGCACUCUGCGGAUGGGCAGCGCAGCUCUUGUCGGGUGGCCGCCGCCUCUUCCCUCGCCGACAGCUCCCGAGGGCGAUGGGCUGCAGCGGAAGCGCCGCGCCAUGUUUGCAGUGAGGCGCCGCGAGCGUAGCGGCAUGGGAUGGACAAGGACUCAGACGCGCCGAGCAAGGCGAGGGCGCCAUGCAGCGCCGCCGCAGUGCACGGCGAGGUCCAGUCGGCCGUCAACGGGGGCGCGCUCGCCCAUCAUGGCGACGGCAAGGGCACGACGAGGCCGCCGCCGUGGCGCUGGGUCAUGCUCGGGAUCCUCAGCGCGGACAUCUGCGUCAGCUACCUGCCCUACUACACGUUCGUCCCCAUCCUGCCACAGGCACGGCGAGAGUACGGCGUCGAGGAGGACGACAUCAACGUCCUCUGCAUAUUGUACGCGAUAUCCUUUGUUGUAUGCGCUUUUAUUACGGGCCCUGUCGUAGGAUGGCAGCUUGGGAUGCCGUUGGACGUUUGUAUUUGCUAUGGGGUUCACUGCAGGUGGCUGCGCCUUACGCUGUGGGCCCGAGUUCGCAGAUCAGUUCUUCUAUUCAGAUUUUCAGUUGGAGCAGGCGCGGGCCGACGCGGGCCCUGCCUCGAAGGCGCGCGCCUUCCGGUGGCUGCUUGUGGGGCAGGCGUUUUGCGCGCUCGGCCAGCCGUUCUUGGUGAACUCCUGCUCGCACAUGGGAGCGGAGUGGUUCCCGCCGGCCGAACGGCCGGCGGCGGCAAUGAUCUCGAACCUCAUGAACUUCAUCGGGAGCUCGAUGUCCUUCAUGCUGCCCUCCCUAGUGGUCGACGUCCACGCGGAGACGCGCACAGCAUGAGCGACCAGGAGGUCCACAGGGAGCUCUCGGCCCUGCUGAACGUGCAGUUCCAGCUGGAGGGCUUCGCCAUGGCGGUGUCCAAGCCCUCGAGCCCGCAGAUGACCGAGGACAGCCAAGUCGCCGCCCUGCUCGAGCAGAACAACAAGCUCCUCCAAGGAGUUACCAAGCUCCUCGAGGAGCAGAACAAGCUUGCCGACUUGCAGAACCAGAGCCUCGCGUACAUCGCCGAGAAGGCGGGGUGCGCCGAGAUGCGCCAAUGCCAAGCCAGCGGCGAGGCAACCGACGCUUCGAGAAUGUUGGGGAUGUGGUGUCGAGGGAGUUCCGCGCUGUACCACAAGAAUAUUCGAGGCGCCGCGUUGGCGAGUGCCCUCAAGAAUGGAAGCCUCGAGGGGAUCAAGUACGAGGGCAUCUUCCGAGGCAAGGAUCGGCGCCGAAGCGGGCUCUUCUGCGCGAUCUUCUUCAAGACGCACAUCGAGCGGAGCGGCGAGACGUUCAACGCCUUCGACGACGCAGACAAGAGCGUCGAGACGCUGUUCAAGAUUUUGCCGAGCUUCCGAGCGGAGUUUCUCGACGAGGCCAAGACGCACGACGCCAUGGUCGGCGAGAAGGUCCAGAUGAUGCCCAAGGGGCCCGCGGCCGACAUUGUCAGGCGAGUGCUCGGCGAGAUCCCCGCAGAUCUGCAAGCGCUGUACGAGAUCAUGCUCCCAGUGAACAAGCAGUGCAAGCCCAUCUUGCCGAGCGACAGCGACGAGCCAGACGAGGACACGCGCGCGUUCGACGCGGUCGCCUCCGUGCCCGAGGCGGCCAAGCCAUACUUCGAGCAGUUCCAGGCAAACAGCAUCGAGAACUACGAGAACGAGCGCGUCCUCGUGACAGAGGGGAUCGUCGCCUGGUGCCGGCAAAUCGCCGAGUUUGCCAAGAAGCGCCACGAGCUCGAUCAACACGGGUACUUCAUCAAGCGCGCCAAGAUGGACGAGGACACCAAGUACCAGAGGAAGCUCGAGUACGAGAAGAAUUUCUUCGACAUCUACGUCCAGAAGAAGUUUCCGAGCUACUACAAGAUUAUCGAGGAGUACAAGGAGAUGUGCGACGAGAAGAAGCGCAAGCAGGAGCUCAAUACGUCCGAGGCGCAGGGCGCCCCGGCUAGAAGCUCGAGGAUGUCUCAGCCGAGCUUCAUCAAGCAAGAGGUGCGCGCCAAGCUACCCCAGAGUGCCAUUGCCGAGAAUCCCGAUAAGGUCGAGAAGCCUAAGAACCUGAAGCGCGAGAACCUCAAGAAGGAGGAGAAACCGCUUCAGGACGCCAAGGGAAGCGGCAGCGAGAAGCCGCUCGAGGACGACAAGGGCCAGAAGCGCGGCAGACACCUGCGCGAGAUCUCGAGCAGCAGCGACAACGAGGAGAAGCGAGCCUGGCAGAAAGCCAAGCGCCGCAAGUCGGCACCGCAGCCCGAGGACGAGGAACCCGAGGGCGACGAGCCCGAGGACGAGGGGCCCGAGGACGGCGACCCCGAGUCGGUCCACACGCCUGCUCUACACUUGCUGCCCGAGCGGCUCCAGCGCAUGCGGGCGCUCGAGGGAACCUUUUCCGAGGAGAGCCUCCCAUUUGAGAACGCCCAAGACAUGUUCGAGGGGCUGCGGCAAGAGCUCGGGCUCCCACGGCCGCCCGAGAACACGCAGCAGCACCUGGCCGAGAACACGCAGCAGCACGAGGCCGAGGUCGAGCACAGCGGCGACGAGCUCGAGGCCGAGGCCGAGAGUCCGAAAUUUCGAGAGUUUGAGCUACCCAAGGAAGCCGGGAGCGAGACCGCCGAGCCUGACGAGGAGGGCAGCAGGCCCCAGGAGCUAUCGCCCGAGGAGAGCAAGCGCCAGGAGCAACUGCCCGAGGAGAGCUCUCGAGAGCCCGAGGUGCCCGACGACGAGGACAGCAAUCGCCAGGAGCUCGUGCCCGAGGAAGUCAAGCGCCAGGAGCUCUUGCCCGAGGAGAGCAAGCGCCUCGGAGAGGAAUCCGAGGCUUACGUUGUUUUUUCCAGCCCCGACACUGGGGCGACCGAGCCCGCCUCAGACGCCGAGGCGCUAGCCUUCGCGUCGCAUGGGCGCAAGCGGAGCCAGUGGGACCUCGAGGGGCCAGCGCAGGCCGCGAGGGAGUCCAAGCCCACUGUCGUCAAGAAGCCAGCGCAAGCAGUUUCGAGGGAAUCCAAGCCGACAGUCUCGAAGAAGCCGUCGAGGGCGCAGAUCGAAAGGAAGGCGAGCACCGACAAGCUCGACGCAGUCGUCCAGGUCGAGACGGAGGUCAAGAUGGAGACGACGCUCAAGCCCGAGAGUUCAUGGAGCGAGACGGAGAUCGAGACCCACCUCGACCCCGCCCAAGAGGCCGAGCUUCAUGCCUCUUGGAGGGCCGAGAGGUUCAACUCGGGCGAGCUCACGGGGCCCCAGGGCGACGAGCCCCACGUCAUGGACACCGAGGGCGAGUACCAGUUCCGAGUGCUCGAGGAGCAGAAGGCCUGGCGCGAGAGGAUCAAGAACGCCAAGGUUCUGCUCAUCUGCGUCUGGUCCGACAACCCGAUGCACUACACGUACCUCAAGGUGGCCGAGGAGGAAUUCCAGGACGUGGCCAUCGAGCACCGAGACUCUCUCAAGGUGCCGUCCGAGUCCGCCAAGGCGCGCGGGCUCUCCAGCAAGCUCUACGUGACGCUGUUGCUGGCAGGUGAGGCUCGGAGCGCGGCGGUGGCUCGCCUGUAG
Messenger RNA from Prorocentrum cordatum, 4133 nucleotides. The record is from the annotation of a GenBank genome assembly. Lineage: Eukaryota; Dinophyceae; Prorocentrales; Prorocentraceae.